Molecule: messenger RNA, 2206 nt
Organism: Beta vulgaris subsp. vulgaris (sugar beet)
Lineage: Eukaryota; Viridiplantae; Streptophyta; Magnoliopsida; Caryophyllales; Amaranthaceae
Product: pentatricopeptide repeat-containing protein At2g37310
Exons: 1
Coding region: 214-1863 (549 amino acids)
Biological process (GO): RNA modification
Molecular function (GO): RNA binding; protein binding
Source: RefSeq, a predicted model, not a curated record
UUGUAUCAAAUUGCUAGUGAAAUUACAAAAAUGACAUGACAUGAACAAGUUAUCCCCUACCGGGAGAACACUUCCUCAUUAUUUCACAAGAAAGAGCUCGCAAAAAUACUUCUCCAAAUUGACAAAUCCCAAACUCACCCCCAAGAAUCAUGUUACAUAUAAGUUGAAAUUAAAUCUACUAUUAAAGCAAAUAUCAAGCAUUUUACAGAAUGUAUGAAGAUCUUAAGACGACCUAUAUAUCCCCAAACAAUUUCUCUCACAAAUUCAUGUUUAAACCCAAUUCAACUCGCCAUAAAAAACCUAUACAACGACCCAUAUACCCUCAACAAUGGCGACUUUGGUCACCUUCUUCAAUUCUGCGCAAAUCAUCGUCUUAUACUACAGGGUAAACAACUUCAUGCUCGUCUCAUCCUCUUUAACUUCAACCUCGAUAAUUUUCUUGCUUCAAAACUCAUCAAUUUCUACUCUAAAACUGACCGUCUCUGUAAUGCACGCAAUGUGUUCGAUGAAAUUCCCCAGAGAAAUACUUGGUCAUACAAUGCUAUGUUCAUAGCUUAUUCAUGUCAUGAUAAGCCAGUAGAGACAUUGAGGUUAUUCUCUUCUUUUGCAAGAGAAUCAAAUGAAUCACUGAAGCCUGAUAAUUUCACUCUUACAUGCAUCUUGAAGUCGUUGUCGAGUUUGUAUACGGAUACUAACUUAGCUAGAGAGAUUCAUUGCUAUGCUAUGCGACACGGGUUCGAUUCCGAUUUGUUUGUUGUUAAUCCUUUGAUUACAUGCUAUGCAAGGUGUGAUGAAAUGGGUAUGGCAAGGAAAGUGUUUGAUUUGAUGGGGAAAAAAGAUAUGGUAUCAUGGAAUUCCAUGAUUUCAGGGUAUUCACAAGGUGGGUAUUAUGAGGAUUGUUUGAAGCUUUAUAAGCUAUUGUUGGAUGUUGUGAAUUUGAAACCAGAUAACUUGACUGUGGCAAAUGUACUCCAGGCCUGUGCUCAAAUGAGGGAUCUUGUUCAAGGGAGAGAAAUACACAAAUUUGUUAUGGAGAAUAAUAUCAAAAUAGAUAUCUUGGUCUGUAAUUCAAUUAUAGGGAUGUAUGCUAAAUGUGGUAUGUUGGAUUAUGCUAGGGAGUUGUUCGAAGAGACGAGUGAGAGAGAUGAAAUUACAUAUGGUUGUUUGAUUUCAGGCUAUUUAGCUCACGGUUAUGUCGAGAAAGCAUUGGAACUUUUCAGGGUGAUGGAAAACCCGAGUUUGAGUACAUGGAACAGUGUAAUUUCGGGUUUAGAACAGAACAAUUUUCAUGAGGUUGCAAUUAACUUAAUGCGGGAAAUGCAGGAUUUGGGUUUUAAACCAAAUUCUGUGACAGUUUCGAGUGUUCUGUCUGCAUUAUCCCACUUCAGCAAUCUAAAUAGAGGCAAAGAAGUACAUGCUUAUGCUAUUAGAAAUGAUUUCGUGGAUAAUAUUUAUGUGGCAACUGGUAUGAUCGACGUGUAUGGAAAAGCUGGGUUUCUUCAAGGUGCAAGGCGUGUUUUUGAUCGAUCAAGGCAUCGGAGUGUAAUGAUUUGGACAGCGAUAAUUACAGCUCAUGCAACAUAUGAAGCUGCUGAUCAAGCCCUUUAUCUUUUUGAUGAAAUGUUAAAUUAUGGGACAAAACCUGAUCCUGUUACCUUAACUGCCAUAUUGACGGCUUGUGCUUAUUUAGGUUAUAUAGACAACGCUUGGAAGAUACUGGAGGAUAUGAAUGAUAAAUAUGGGAUACGACCCGUAGAAGAGCAUUAUGCUUGUGUUGUUAGGGUUUUGACGCGAGUAGGAAACAAGACCGAAGCUGCAGAAUUCAUAUCUAAAAUGCCAAUGUUGUUCAGUGCAAAAGUUUAAGGAUGCAUUGUUCAAUUCACUUCAGGAUUUUUUGUUCCGAAGGAAUGCAAUCUGAAAAUCAACAAUUUUGUACUUUAGUUAGGAUUUACUUAUGAGAGAAGAGUCUCUUAACUGCUUAUUCUUGCUACAAGUCAGUUUUUAACUGGCAACGGAAGCCUGUUGUAGGAAAAAGUUCCAUGUUAAUCGGGUCUAAGUUCAACAACCAUUUAGAUGAUGUUUGUACCUUGAUUUCAUGUACAACAUUUGUGCAAUUCAAUAUGCAAAGUUUGUAAUUAUACAACGUUUGUUGUUCAAUAUACAAUCAAACCAUGUUAUCAACAAAAACGCUCAUAUUGUUAUGAAA